Galendromus occidentalis (western predatory mite) is the source of this 2051-nucleotide messenger RNA. Its product is annotated as organic cation transporter protein. Gene Ontology annotation, cellular component: membrane. Gene Ontology annotation, biological process: transmembrane transport. Gene Ontology annotation, molecular function: transmembrane transporter activity. The transcript has 9 exons. The record is from RefSeq and is a predicted model, not a curated record. NCBI's taxonomy places the organism in Eukaryota, Metazoa, Arthropoda, Arachnida, Mesostigmata, Phytoseiidae. Bases 1 to 1710 code for a protein of 569 amino acids.
AUGGAUUUCGAUGAGGUCCUCAUCAAAGUUGGUGAGCUUGGUCGCUACCAGAAGAUGCUCUUCCUCUCCGUCUGUGUUCCCGCGGCUUUCCCAGCGGCCAUAACGAUCUUCAGUCCUAUCUUCAUAUCAGACGUGCCCGGGCACCAUUGUCAUCCGACGGUGACUUCGAACAAAGCAAACCUUUUCUACAAAAGCUUGGCGCCAGAAGAGGAUUAUAGGAGCGCACUGAAUGCCCUUUUCCUGCCGCGUGACAGUGAAGGGAGCUUCGUCCGAUGCCAACAGUAUGAUGUCGAUGCAGAUACUGUCAUCGACCAAGUGGUAUCGCACAACCAGGUCAUAAACUCGACAACUCUGAGCGCCUUCGUCGCGAAAAAUCGCUGGGCGUCUGUUCAAUGUCUCAAUGGUUGGGAUUACGACACAGGAGAGUACAGCGAGACCCUGGCAACUAAGUUCAACGUCGUCUGCGACCAGGAAUGGCUCAUCUCGACUGCCCAGAGCUGCUUCUUCUUGGGGGGCACUGUGGGGAGCGUAUUCUUCGGUUGGAUCUCGGAUAAAUGGGGCCGCAGACCCGCGUUGCUUCUGGCCACGGGCCUCAUGGUAGUUGGAAAUAUCAUGGAGAUCUACCCGCCUGACUAUCUGGCCUACAUAAUUAUGAGAUUCGGGCUCGGUUUUUCUUACGCGAGCGUUUACAAUCUCUCUUUUCUGAUCGUGGCGGAGAUGAUCGGCUCUUCGAAGCGCAUGCUAUCGUCCGCAGUUUGUAAUAUCGCGUUUUCGUUCGGAAUGAUGCUGCUGGCCUACGUUGCGCAUUUGGUCGAUCAUUGGCGAAGCCUGAAAGCGGUGGUCUCGCUACCGAUGCUGCUUCUCAUCGCUUACUAUUGGGUCGUGCCGGAAUCUCCUCGAUGGCUCAUUUCCCAACGCCGGAUAGACGAAGCGGAGAAGAUUGUUCGAAAAAUGGCGGACAGUAACGGGGUUACUCUGGAGUCUAAUUUUUUGCGGAACAACUUGGCCGAGGAAUUCACUUCCGCUGCUCCCAGCACUCAAAAGUCGAUCAAGGUGGGACUUUCUCUGCUUCUCAUGUACCCGAGGGUCACAAUCAAAAUACUCGUCAUGGCAAUCGUAUGGACCGUCACCGGAAUGGUCUAUCAAGGAAUGAGUUUCGCCGUGCCUGAGCUCCCAUCGAAAACUUACAUCGCAUUUUUCCUGUCGGCUUUGUGUGAAGUUCCGGGAAUUCUGUUUGUCUGGGCCACGAUGCAGAGUUUGGGUCGAAGGAGUUGCAUGUGUGGGAGCCUAGGCGUGAGCGGAAUUUUCUCGAUUGCAACGGCUUGCGUUUCGUUCGAUUUGCCAUGGCUUGCUGUCCUCCUCCCUUCACUCGCGAAGUUGGCCUCGACCAUCACCUUCACUGUGAUGUACAUACUAUCGGGUGAACUUUUCCCAACAGUCAUAAGAGGUUUCGCCUUCGGCGUGGCCUCGACGGUAACGCAACUGGGCCUGGUCAUCCUUCCCUACAUCUUAUACUUGGGAAAAAUCUACGGGAGACCGGUUCCGUUCGUGAUCCUCGGGAUUCUCGCUGUACUCACCGCCUUCUUGAUACUAACGCUUCCGGAAACGCUGAACGUGCCCCUCCCGACAACUCUAGAGGAAUCCGAGAACUAUCAAGAGUACGCAAGGAAGAAGCGGGAGACGAGAAAGACGCCGAGAAGCCCUAAAUGAAUAUCGUAAUGAAGUCAUUAUCUAUUUAUGGACUGCGUCGGAUUUGUAAACUCGGAGUUAAUCGAUAGGUACCCGGAGACUCAGUCCCCCGAUUCAGACUUGCUCUCACGGGUCAUUUUGUAAUAGGACAGCGAUAUGCAUUUCCUCCCUCGAUGCCGGGAAGGUCUAAUUCUAGCCUAAUUCUCCGGAGAGAGGCGGACAUGCUUCAUGGGGCCUGAGACAUCAGACCCAUCCGUGUAAAGUUGUAACUUUGUCUGGAACAUAGAAUAAAGCUCUGCCGAUAGAUUCCCGCAUCUCGACGGGGAAUCCCGGACGGAUUGUGAAGACUCUCUUUGAAUGCU